UUUGCUGGAAUCGCGCAGGACCGAGGGCGCACCGGUCGAUUUCAUAUCAAGUUUGGUUAAAGCAGGGGUGAACAUCCCACACUCGGCGCCCUCUGAAGCUCCCCGUAAUGCUUUCAUGAGAUAACGCCGCACAGAGACGCGCGCAGAGCCCCGUGCAGUGCAGGAGUACAGCAGCGGCAGCCUCGUUUCGCACACCGGCUCUACGAGUACAGUCCGUGCAUGUCAACUUAAAAACAGAGAAAAAAAAAUCGCCUGCAGAAAAUCUGUCUUUCUCUGCGGUGAAGACAAUCUCUGGAUUUGCAGAAAUUCAUGGAUGUUAUUGGAUAAUUACUUUUGGUUUUUACGCGGAUCCACAGAGUCUCGCAUAGCGCACAGCGGAUCCAGGAAUGGCGCGAUAAAGUGAUCUGAGGAAUCGCUCCAAGUACAGUCACUUUCUGUGUAGCCGUCUCGUCAUGUAUUCCCCGAUUUGUCUAACUCAGGAUGAGUUUCAUCCCUUCAUCGAGGCACUUCUUCCUCACGUCCGCGCCAUCGCCUACACGUGGUUCAACCUCCAGGCCAGAAAACGCAAGUACUUCAAGAAGCACGAGAAGCGGAUGUCCAAGGACGAGGAGCGCGCGGUGAAGGAUGAGCUUCUGAGCGAGAAGCCCGAGGUUAAGCAGAAAUGGGCAUCCAGGCUGCUAGCCAAGCUGCGUAAGGACAUUCGGCAGGAGUACCGGGAGGACUUUGUCCUCAGCGUGACGGGCAAGAAGCCCCCUUGCUGCGUGCUAUCCAACCCGGACCAAAAGGGCAAGAUACGACGAAUCGACUGUUUGCGGCAGGCCGACAAAGUAUGGCGUCUGGACCUGGUGAUGGUCAUCCUCUUCAAAGGCAUCCCUCUGGAAAGUACAGAUGGCGAGCGCCUCGUCAAGUCUCCACAUUGCACCAACCCAGCACUUUGUGUCCAGCCACACCACAUAACAGUAUCAGUCAAGGAGCUGGACUUGUUUCUAGCAUACUAUGUCCAGGACCAAGACUCUCAGCAGUCAGGAAGUCCAAGUAACAAUGAGCCAGGCAAGAACCCUCUUCCAGUGUAUUUGGAAGACAGUUUCAUCAAAUCAGGAGUCUUCAGUGUUGCAGAACUAGUGCGAGUGUCCAGAAUGCCCAUUACCCACGGUGCAACGGUAAACUUCUCUAUGGCGGACAUGCCCAGCCAACCCUACUAUCAUGACCUGAACUCCAGCGUGGGGCUGCAUCGCCCCCUGUCCUCCCCUCCUGGCAGCAAAAGGCCCAAAACCGUCAACAUGGAGGAGAACAUGGACACCAGCCCGACGGGACCCGACUUCUACUCAUCACCCAGCCCGCCAAACAGUCAGGCAAACUGGCGCGACAGAGACGGAGCAGAGAUGUCCUCUCCUACGAUGAAGAAGCCAGAGAAGCCGCUGUUCAGCCCGACCUCUCCGCAGGACUCCUCACCUCGACUCAGCACUUUCCCUCAGCCUCAUCACCCAGGCCUAACAAGUGUAGGACACAGUGUUAUAUCGGCGAGGAGCCCCCCUCCACACUCGCCGCUGCAGUUCUCGGCCUCGGCUAUCUUGCCCCCGACGCCGUCGUCCUACUUCUCGCACCCCACCAUCCGCUACCCGCCUCAUCUCAACCCUGCUGAUUCCCUCAAGAGCUACGUGCCGUCAUAUGACCCGUCCAGCCCGCAGAGCAGCCAGCCUAACAGCAGUGGUCAGGUUGUUGGAAAGGUCCCAGGCCACUUCACCCCAGUUUUGGCUCCCUCCCCACACCACGGCGCUGUGCGACCUGUCUCGCUUUCCAUGCCAGACACCAAGCCCAUCACCACAUCAACAGAAGGUUACUCAUCGCCUGGCACGCCAACGGCUAAUCGUUUUGUGGGCCUAAACCCUAGAGAUCCCACCUUCCUCCACCAGCAACAGCUGAGGAAGUGUGACUGGAGCGUGACUCAAAACGGCAGGCAUUAUGGCCCCAGUGCCACUGACGACACUUUGGGGAUUACUUGGCAAAGUCCUGGUACCUGGGCGAGCUUAGUUCCAUUCCAAGUGUCGAACGGGACUCCGAUUCUGCCAACAAAUGUCCACCAGAACUACAGCAUAAACAUCAUUGGUGAGCCCCUGGUCCCCGCCGAGACAGGGAACUGAUCACACAGAGGCCGGAUGACCCCCAGGGUGGAUGGAUGGGUGGGGGUGUUGGUAGUGCGGAGCUAGCACUACAGGUGUCCACAGCCAUGGAUGAAACCAGCAAAGCAGCAAGCGCUGCAUAACCCUCUCUACUAUCCCCCCCCCCAACCCUCAUCCCAGCCCCUCCUUGUUCCCUCCCCACUCCCGUCCCUCCCGAUGAUGGACACUGGCCCUGAAGUGAAGAUGAGGGUUCGUUCAGAGGAAAGAAAAAAAAAAACCAAGAAGCUUCAGGUCUGCUGUCUCCUCACCCCGGCCCACACACACACAAACACGCAAACACACACACCUACCACCCACCAGUCAGUUGUUGUGUGUUGCAGAACUUUGCAAUCCAUUCAGAUACUGUGAUGUAUAGAUGCCUUAAUGUUUUAUUGCAUGACACUCUAGUCUCUUAGCGGCGAUUCCUAUUAUUUUUCCAUGUUGGAGGAAGAUGUAAAAUCUAGAUUUACAAACACACACACACGCAUAAGUGAGGGGGUCUGCAUAUUUGACAACCUCUGCCUGGUGGAUGGCUCAGAGACUCUAAGCUCUCCAACUGAGACCUCUUGAGAAGAGGCUUUCCCGCAUCAAACGAUUCACUGUGUGCACCAUAGGAACAAAACUUGUGAAUUCAGAGUGUUUCUUCUUCCAUUGAUUUCAGUUUACUGUGAUACGACUCUUUGUUCAGAAAAAUGUGUUGACUUUGUUUAUUCUUUACUGCUACUUACUUCAUGAAUUAAUGUAAACACUUAGGCCCCUUUCAGACAUGGCUUGACGGGUUUGUCAAAGCGAUUAAGACACCGGUAACUCUUACGUGAACGCUCCUCACGGCAGCGCCGCAGACAGCCUCGGUAUGUGCAAAAAGCUUGCUGCAUUUGUGGCCGCAAGAUGUGCCCGGCGAUAUUUAGUUCUCUUCGCCGCCACAGACCCUGUUCACAGGAGACAUUUCCACAUGACAGGAUGAUGGCUCAGUUUUCAUUAAGUGUCCCAGUAAGUCAUGGCAAGCUGGGCAGUGAGCAAGCAAACGCAACAGCAGGACUUCCCCGACCUUUUUACUUCUUUUUUUUAAAUUGGUCUGAGCCAGCAGCAUCUCUGAGAUGGGCACAGGAUGUUCUUCAGUGGCAACGCUGGACGCCAAAAGCAAACCCUCCUGGCUGAAAGGGCAACAAAGUCUGCACAAGUUAGGAUGGGUGUUGGUGGGGUAAACUGCCAUCAUCUGGAGCGUCAUCCAGCAUCCAGACAGAUAGCAGUUCCUGUCCUGUGGGACAUGUUUUGGCUAAAAACCGCACCAGUUCACAGCUUUCCAAUUGAAAAGUGAUGGUUAAGAGGUUACCUAGAGCGUUAAAUGGUGACACCAGUGGGUCCUCACAGAACAUCUGCAUGUUGCACCCUUUCCUGCUUUGACAUGUUAAAAUAUCUGCUGUGAAAACAGUACAGGGUCUGUUUACUGCACGGUGCCGCCGUACCCCACCCUCUUCUGUACGGUAAACUUGUGCGUGCCUGUCCGUCAGUACGACUGAGACCUGCGCCGUGUCGAAAGCUGCCCGUAAAUGUUAAGAUGCUGUCAGAUUAAUGGAGAGGAGUGCAUGUCUGAAAGGGGCUUUAUGGGUAAAGGUUGAGAACUCUAAAUGCAGUUUUCAAAACAACACUAAAUGCUAGGCUUGAGAUUGGACCCCUCACGAAAGAAUUAGCAUCUCCUUUAAAAAAAGGAAUAUAAAAAAAAAAAAAUGCGACAGAGGCAAGUGCAAUUGAAUUUUUGAAGGGAAGCUAUCAGUCUGUCAGCCCUAAGACUCUAAAGGAAGGGGGAUAAAUAUGAAAUGUUUUAUGGGUAAAAUGUUUGAGAAAACAUCUGAAUUUGAUUUCAGUCACGAUAUCCGUCUCCUCGCGUGGAAAAAAGUAAAAAAAAAAAAAAAGUAAAAACAUUAAGUAGGAAAGGCAGUUGAAGGCGAGCAUUAAAGCUACCUGUGCAGCGCUGAGCAAAACCAGCACUUAUUUUGAGCCCUUCCCAUCAUUAUGGGGAGAUUUUUUUUUUAUUUAUUUCAGAAAAAAAGAAAAAUCGUAAGUAAAGAAAACGAGAUGCACAUAGUGUAAAAGAUUUCUUUUUUUUAAUGUUCACGAUGAGAUCAAGAGCAUACGCAUUUGGCCAACAGCUUCUAAAGCUUAUGUUUACGAAAAAAAGAAACUAAGAAGUGUUAAUUCAUGGGAAAAUUUGUAUUAUUCAUGCAAAUGUAGCGUGGGCUUAUGGGUAAAGCUACAGUUUGUGCAAGGUUAACUCUAAAGUGGAAGAGGUUGAAAGCUGAAAUUCCGAAUCCAGGUGGUGGCAAAUCCCCGAAAUCAAGAAUUGCGCGUGGCGUGUUCACGGCCAUUGCCUCUCCAGUCCAGACAUAUUUAUAUACGAGGAAAAAAAAAUCUCUCCAGUACUCUUAAUUUGCACGAUGACAUAUAGUCCACAUUACGUGCCUUGCCUUUGAAUAUAGAGACAUCACUACACUUGUUUUUUGCUGCAUUUAUCAUUAUAGAAAAAAAAUUAACAUUUUUAUGAUAAGAAUUGUUUUGUACUCUGAAUGAAAUUGUUGAUUUUUAACUUCAUGUACUACUCUAUGUCACAGUUACAUUGCAUAUCAAGGCUGUGUAUAGUUGCCGUUUUAAAGUUUGUAAUCAACCAGCAUUUUUUUUGUUUGUUUGUUUGUUUGUUUUCAGUAUUUUGGUGGUUUUUCUAAUAACCUGUCAUCUUUUGUUUUCCUUAUUUUUUUUUUUCAAUGCUCAUUUCGUUCAUCUUCCAGUUACUAUUGCGGAGGGUGGAAUUCAGAAUUAUGAAAAUUAUGCAAUACCAAGUUUUGCCUAUGUAGGUAGUGCUUAUAGAUGCGUCAAUUAUUAGAGGCUAGUUUGGAGAUAGAUAAUAUUGUAAUGCAUUUAUUUUGUUGAUAUCGUUGUUUGUCGUUGUUGUUGUUGAUGUUGUUGUUGUUGUUGUUGUUGUUGUUGUGGGUGGUUUUUUUUUUCCUUUUUUAUCGACCAAAGUGGGGACUGCUUUCUAUGCAGUGUGAGACAAGGUCUUUUUUUUCUCCUUUUUUUCUUUCUUUAGCUUAUAGGCCUACCGAAUGACGGUGAGACAUGUUCCCGUGUAUUAUGAAUUUGCGAGAUUUGGGAGGAGGGGUGGUAUUUUUCUAGAAGUACUUAUCUUAAAAUGAUGCACCCUUGGGCUUGCUGCGGCUGCAAAGUCACUGAUUGGUCUACUGUGACUCUUACUUUCAACUUUCCACCUGGGGUGCUAGCAUGUGACCUUGAAGGAGCUCUUUUUUUCUUCUUCUUCCACUGGAGAGACAGCUUGACUUGAGCGCGACAAUCAUUUGAAGAAAUCAUUUUUGCGUAGAAUCCCGUUCUGUCUCGGCUCCCCGAGAGCCGCAGCCGAUGGCGUCGCGCGCGUUUUUCCGAAUCUUUACGCCGUGCUAUUCUAGAUGUCGCCGAAUGCAAUUCCCAAGUAGAUGCCUUAAACACAUCAGUGAAGUGGCCUGUGACUGCGCAACAAUCACACACCGACUAAUGCUAGUGAGACCUGUUGAAAUCAGUUCCAGACAGGCUCAAGCAAGCCUUUAGAAAGUAUUUUAUAAGUAGUAGAUUUGUAUAAAUGUAUAUACGAUAUGCACAUAUGUCAAUUCCUGAGACGCUUCCCUAGCAGAAGCCCCGUAGAGUAUGUUAAAGGAAAUAUUGGACUGCAGGAGUGUGGUGUCUUCUAACUUCCUGUCCAAAUGCCCCCAGUAGAAGCUUAAAUAGAAUCCACUAGGAGAAAAAAUCUAGCACUUAAAUAGCACAUAGGCAAUCAUCUCCCCCACCCCCCAUCCUCGUCCUACAGUGUUCAGAAGUCAAACUAAACCUCUCAGGCGUAUUACAGGGCAUUAUUUAUAUCAAUCGAUACCUUGCCAUUUUUAUUGUAAAAAAAAAUUUCUCGCAGAAAGCUGCAACGCAGCCAGUGCUGCUAUGACACCUUUUGCACUCUUUCCCUGCAAUCGUGAAAGAAACGUUUUCCUUCGGAGAGUUCCCCCGAGAGCUCUCCGGCGCCAGCAGAGGGCUAAGGAGCAGAAAUCGUUGUUAAAAAGUAAUCCUCAAGUCAAGCUCAAUCUCUCCGUCUUCACCCAGAUUUCUCACGCAGAAAGAAAAUGUUUGAAAAAAACAAAACGAAAAAAGUCACCCCGUUGUAAGUGCACUGCUCUUUUUUUUUUCUUGGUUGCUUUUGUUUCUUUUAAAAGGAAAAAAACUAUAAGUGCUUUGCAGCCUUUGGCCAUUGGAGACCCCACUGAAGUGCAUUGUCCCCAAGUGUGUGUGUGCGUGUGUUUGUGUGCGCAACUUAAAAGUGUGUCAGGGUCACUGUGCUGUUGUGCUGGUGUCUGUUUGAAGAGGAGACUGUACAUAAUGGUAAAUAUCCUGACUGCGUCGAUAGCUGCAGUCUGCGAGGCUGAACUCUGCUUUGGCAGCUUGAGCGUGCGUGCAAGUGCGUACGCGGUUAAAUUUCCGAGCUGGAUGUAUGAUCGAGUGCCUCCGACACUACACAGCGAUAGAAGAUGAGGGUCUUUCUGUCGAGGAAAAGAAAAAGCCUGCCGUAGGACAGGAGUUUGUACACUGUAAACUUUCGGGGGAGUUCUUCUUUGAAGCCCACAUUUGUAAAUGUUCAUUUCUGGGGAAAAUGAGUCAAUUCCAUUUUAGGAAAAAAAAGAAAAAGAAAAAACAAACAAAAAAAUGUUUUUUUAAAUUUGGAUUUGUUUGUUUCAGAGGCUGGAUUUGAGUUAGAACUCUCCAGGUUUCCCUGAUUAGUGUUUUCAUCAGGUGUUCCUGUAUGUAAAGAUAAAAGAGGGGGGGGUCGGGGAGGGAGUGUGUAUUCUGUACUGAUCCAUAAAUAUUAAGAAACAACAACAUUGAAGGCUUUUUUUUAUUCUUAUUAAUAUUAUUUCUGAACUUGGUUAGUGCUUAGAUAUUUCCACUUGGGAAAGACUUCAUGAAUAUUUGAAUUGUUGUUCUUUCAGUAGUGUGGCCAUAGAGCGUGUGAUGUGAUUUAUCUCGGGGGUUGUUUUUUUUUCUUUGGAAAUGGGUGUGAAUUCUUGUCCAACAAGAUUGUGGUGUGAGUGUGUUUCUUGUAGCAGCUGGGAAGUAAACCUGUAAGGCAAAGGCCCCAGUUUGCACCUGACCUUAAGUGAGAAGCAGGGUAAAAUCUGCAGUGACAAACGUCCUUGAUGAAUCUGUCGCAUUGUUUUUUUUUUCCUUUUUCUUCUUGUUCUUUAAAAAAAAAUUCACAAUUGUCGCAACGUGAUUGGUGCUGCAUCUCACCGUAUAUUUGGCAAGUUUGGAGCCGUGCGCAUCGUUCGCAUGCAGGCGAUGCUGUGUUAAGAAUUUCCUAAAAGAAAGCAUCCACUCAUUUUGCACUUUUGUCAUUUCACACGUUGUCAAAUCCUGAUGUACUAUAGGAAACCCUCCAUUCACACUACAAACAAAUACUACAUGCUUUUCAGGUGCUUCAGAUUAGGGUACUGUACCUUCCAGCUGAGCUAGUGUUUUCGGGUUAAAAAAAUCAGUGUUCAAGCCAUCAGCAGCUUCAAGAGCCCCCAUUCAGAGCAAAUACUGAGACUGGAAAGUAUUAUUACACUGAUCGCUGCGAUCGCAGAGAAACAGGACGACUUUAUGCAAGGAGGACCUGUGGCGCUCAUGCAAUAUGUGAGAUUGUUCCUUUUUAACUGAAUGUCACACAUUCUGUAGGGACUGAGAGGCUUGUACACAUGCAGACUUAAGAGAAAACUUCAUUUUCAUCCUACAUGAGCAAUACACAUCUUCCAUACUUUGGCUAGCUGCUAGUCACUUGGCAUCAGGUUGUUAUGAAACAUGAAAAACCAGCAUUUUUACAGGAUGUAACAUUCACCAAAAGGAGACUAAAAGAUAGCAAUGCAGUGCCUGUUCAAGCUGUCCAAGUGUCUGUUGUAUACAAUAUGUAGAAUGUGAUAGGCUUAACUUUCCUACGUGGCGAGAAGAAAACGGUGUCACACCGAGCAGAAUGUGGCAAGCGCAUCUGAAAAUAUGCUCUUUAUCACUUCUUUUGGUGUGUUUUUUGUGAUUUAUUCAUUUUUGAAUUACGUCAGCACACGAUGCCCACGUCGGAUUUGUUUAAAAAAAAAAAAUAAUAAUAAUAAUAGGAAAUUCUUCUUUUUUCUUUUUCUUUUUUUUUCAGGGAGGGAGGGGGGAGUUGGGCGGGAGGGUCAGUGCUACAUUAAGCGCAAUGACGGAAUUUCUUUAGUCACCAUUUUUCUCUGCAGGGCUGAUUUCUUUUUGGGUCUUGUGGCACUUUUACUUCCCUCUGCGCACACAUUUCUAUUUUAGGAAUCACGGUGGAAUCUAUAUAUAUAUAAAUAUAUAAAAGGAACAACAACAACAACACCAACAAAACAAUAUGUAAACAGUCUCCAGUAGUGAUCGUAGUUACACUGCAAGUGUGUGCAAAGGUCUAUGUAUGUAUCUGAAUGUACGUUUUAGAGGACUUUUGGAAAACCUUUUUUUUUUUUUUUUUUUUUUUUGUUCUUUUCAUCUUUUCAUUUACAGUUUAGGAGCCACAGGUGUCCAUUGUGAACUGUAUAGCAAAGGCCUUGAUAUCCCUUCUUUUAUUGAUUUUUAUCAACGCCACCCAAUAGGCGAUGCCUUCAAGCUAGUUACAUUUGGUGCAGGGGCUAAAAUUGCCACAAGAUUAAAAUCAGUGUAAAUAAGGCUCAACUUUUUGUGAUUGUUACUGUUAUAUCCAGCCUAUACUGCUAGCAGCUGUUUUUACUGCAGUCAAUUACUGGAAGUGGAUAUAUUUCCUAUGCAAAACUGUUUAAACAAUAAAAUGAGCUAUGCUACAAAAAUGA
Messenger RNA from Pelmatolapia mariae (spotted tilapia), 9037 nucleotides. RefSeq names its product nuclear factor 1 B-type-like. Gene Ontology annotation, cellular component: nucleus. Bases 453 to 2141 code for a protein of 562 amino acids. Gene Ontology annotation, biological process: regulation of transcription by RNA polymerase II. The record is from RefSeq and is a predicted model, not a curated record. Gene Ontology annotation, molecular function: RNA polymerase II cis-regulatory region sequence-specific DNA binding; DNA-binding transcription factor activity, RNA polymerase II-specific. Lineage: Eukaryota; Metazoa; Chordata; Actinopteri; Cichliformes; Cichlidae. The transcript is spliced from 12 exons.